Schizophyllum commune H4-8 is the source of this 1587-nucleotide messenger RNA. RefSeq lists its product as uncharacterized. NCBI's taxonomy places the organism in Eukaryota, Fungi, Basidiomycota, Agaricomycetes, Agaricales, Schizophyllaceae. The coding region runs from base 109 to 960 and encodes 283 amino acids. Gene Ontology annotation, molecular function: calcium-dependent protein serine/threonine phosphatase regulator activity; nucleic acid binding. The transcript is spliced from 3 exons. Gene Ontology annotation, biological process: calcium-mediated signaling. The record is from RefSeq and is a predicted model, not a curated record. Gene Ontology annotation, cellular component: cytoplasm; nucleus.
UACAUAACGCAAAAAAUUGCCCUUAAAGGGACGCGCGCCUUUUGCGGUCUCCAUUGUUUCUCCACCCACCGUCAUCAUCUCCCCCUUCACGACCACGACCACACGACUAUGCCGGGCUCCAUUCGCAUCUCGUCCACGAACACGUCCCCCGCGUCGUCGCGAUCGCACUCGCGAUCCUCCUCCGCCGCGCACUCUCUCCACUCGCCUACGUCCCCCGAUCGCACGACGUCAGGGCCCGCGACGACGAACACGCUCGCGGUGACGCGCCUGCCCGCGUCCUUCUUCGACCCGCUCAUUCUCGACAUCCUUCGCGACCACUUCGCGCAGUACGGCCCCAUCAAUCAGUGGGCGCCGCUGUCGGGCUUCGGCCGCAUCCUCGUCGUCUACGAGCGCGACGCGUCUGCAGAGGCCGCGCGCGAGGCGUGUGGGACCAUCGUUGUCGAGCCGACCGACAGUCAUGUUGCAGCUGAACCCAUCAUCCUCAGGGUGUACCGCGCGGACCGCAAUCCCCUUGUCGGCGAGAUGGAGGCGGUGAUGAGGGAAAGGCAGCUGGCGCCGCCGCGGCCGGAGCGCAACUUCCUGAUCAGCCCACCGGGGAGUCCCCCCGUUGGGUGGGAGCAGGCGCAGGAGGAGCCGCCGAACUCGGCGCCUCUGGCGGAGGACCUGAUCCACGCGCUCAAAGCUCUGCAGAUCAAGCAAGAGGAGGCGACGCAGACGCAGCGCGGGGCGGUGACGCUGCUCGAUCCUGCGGAGCAGGGUGGUGCGGGUGUCGGUGUCUUUGUCGAGGACUGCGACGUGCCCUCGGAAGAAGAGGAAGAAUCUCUGAAGGUCGGUUGGGAGCGGAAGGAUCGCGGUGACAUAGAGGAGGACUACAUGUACGGCCAGCUGCCGCCGAAGUGGAAGCCGGUGACCGCGAUGCCGCCGAUGGCUCCGACGUCGAUGCCCCCGAUGAGGGCGUAGAUUUAUGGCUCACAUCCUCCACGACCUGCACCCUUUCCCGCGGACUGACAUCAUCUCUCCUUCGCGCACAAGAUCCAACAUCAGCAUGCUCACGAUCACGAACGUCUUGCACGGGCUAUCAUAUCUUCUCUCGUAUCAUCAUAUCCCCUCUCGUAUCUAUACCUCGGACCUUUGCGCGUGGAUUAUGUCUAAUGGCUAUCGCGGCGAACGCAUCUGUGCUGCACGUCGCCGUCUAUUCACUGCACGUCGCCGUCUACUAUUGCUCUCUAUCGAACUGGACUCACUGUACUAUACUCUCGGCACUCGAACGGAUGUAUCAAUAUCAAUACUGGCUUGGAUCUUUCCUAGGAAUAAUGAAUGGGAACGGGUUCUCUUCGUUAGACGAGGAUUGGUGUGGGUACAUAUGCGACCGGACAGGAUCUGAGGAUGAGGAGCCAGAUAAACUCGAGUGAUCGAGAACUUGGCGUCGAAAUCAGGUCGGUUCAACAGACGUUCGCCGAAUCGAUUUCUGACGAGGCUACGGUACUCGAGCUAUACAUGCGACCCAGUAAUCGCCUGAAGCUAUAUACACAAAGCAUCGCUGUCGCACAUCGCCGUCCCUUCAUCCACUUCCUCCUACCCCUCCGG